Molecule: messenger RNA, 1631 nt
Organism: Galleria mellonella (greater wax moth)
Lineage: Eukaryota; Metazoa; Arthropoda; Insecta; Lepidoptera; Pyralidae
Gene: GatA
Product: glutamyl-tRNA(Gln) amidotransferase subunit A, mitochondrial
Exons: 1
Coding region: 105-1592 (495 amino acids)
Biological process (GO): mitochondrial translation; glutaminyl-tRNAGln biosynthesis via transamidation
Cellular component (GO): glutamyl-tRNA(Gln) amidotransferase complex; mitochondrion
Molecular function (GO): glutaminyl-tRNA synthase (glutamine-hydrolyzing) activity
Source: RefSeq, a predicted model, not a curated record
UUUUAAAUCUGCGUGUUUUCCUUCGUUUUCCUGUCAAUUUAAUAAUGACAUUUUUAUAACUGAUGAAAUUGUAAAAUAAUAACUUACUGGAAAUUAGUUUAAAAAUGAAUAAAUUAACAACUUAUACAAUAAAAGAACUUCAUAAAAUAUAUCGAGAUAAAUUAUUAACACCAACAAGCUUCGUAGAUUUGUGUUUACAAAAAGUUAAGCAAACCAGUGAAUUAAACGCUUUUGUGACCGUGACUGAAGAUGAGGCAGAAAACCAUGGUGUUGAGAGUGAAAAGCGAUUUUAUAUAGACAAGAAAUCACGAAUGUUAGAUGGCAUAACUUUUGGAAUAAAGGAUAACUUCUGUACUAGUAACAUUACAACGACAUGUGCUUCGGAAAUGUUAAAAAACUUUGUCCCAACUUAUGAUGCGACUGUAUAUGCUAGGUUACGAGCCGCUGGUGCUUGUCUCAUUGGUAAAUGUAACCUAGACGAGUUUGCUAUGGGUGCUGGGACAGUGGAUUCUAUUUUUGGACCUACUCGCAAUCCAUGGGGUUAUGAUAAAAGUAAUGAUGAUUGGAGAAUAUCUGGAGGUAGCUCAGGAGGUAGUGCUGUGGCUGUCAGCUCGGGGGCUUGUGUUGCUGCUAUAGGAUCUGAUACAGGAGGUUCAACAAGAAAUCCAGCUGCAUUAUGUGGAAUAGUUGGUCUUAAGCCCACAUAUGGUUUAGUAUCUAGAUAUGGCUUAAUACCUUUAGUAAAUUCAAUGGAUGUACCAGGAAUAUUGACUAGAACUGUAGAAGAUGCAGCAACUAUUUUAAAUUGCAUUGCAGGACCAGAUUUCUUAGAUUCUACAACAAUAAAAAAAGAAUUUGAUCCUGUGUCUAUUACAGAUGAUUUUGAUAUGACUAAAAUAAAAAUUGGAAUACCUAAGGAGUAUUAUUGUGAAGGUAUGAGUCAAGAGGUCAUAGACACAUGGAGAUAUGUAGCCGAUUUACUCGAGAAUCAAAAAGCUGUGUUAAAAUCUGUGUCAUUACCACAUACAUCAGUUUCAAUUGCUGUUUAUUCCAUUUUAAAUCAGUGCGAAGUAGCAAGCAAUAUGGCACGAUAUGAUGGUUUAGAGUAUGGUUUCAGAGCAGAGGAAAAUUAUUCUACAGAAGAAUUAUAUGCAUCAACAAGGUCUCAAGGGUUUAAUGAUGUGGUACGUUGUAGAAUAUUUGCAGGAAACUAUUUUUUACUCUCAAGAAACUAUGACAAAUAUUUUGUAAAGGCACAAAAAUUACGUAGACUUAUUUCCAAUGACUUUAAAAAUAUUUUUAAUGGUGAUGAUCAUGUGAAUAUAUUGUUGACACCUACUACACUAUCAGAUGCACCUUUAUAUAAAGAUUUUAUGUCAAAACACAACAGAGAUCAAUGUGCAUUUCAAGACUAUUGUACACAACCUGCGAAUAUGGCUGGUAUUCCUGCCAUAUCUAUACCAAUUCGUUUGUCAAAGAAUAAUCUUCCUCUGUCAGUACAACUGAUGGGUCCAUUCUUAUCAGAAGAGAUAUUACUAAAUGUUGCCAAAAGAAUUGAAAAUAUUGUUAAAUUUCCUGCUGUAGCAUUAUAAAUGUAUAUUCUUAUAACUAUUAAAAAUGUUCAUAGUUAA